Messenger RNA from Endocarpon pusillum Z07020, 759 nucleotides. RefSeq lists its product as uncharacterized. The transcript has a single exon. Lineage: Eukaryota; Fungi; Ascomycota; Eurotiomycetes; Verrucariales; Verrucariaceae. Gene Ontology annotation, molecular function: hydrolase activity, hydrolyzing N-glycosyl compounds. The record is from RefSeq and is a predicted model, not a curated record. Bases 1 to 759 code for a protein of 252 amino acids. Gene Ontology annotation, cellular component: cytosol. Gene Ontology annotation, biological process: cytokinin biosynthetic process.
AUGCCAUCUGAAAUGUUUCUGAUAGCUAUUGCUGACAUAGACCACUCCAGUUGCGCAUCCGGCACGGGUAACAAUCCUGCGCAUACCGAGUCUGCCCGAACUCUUGCCCAGUCUCUCCACCAGUCAAACAUCUCCCUCGUCUACGGCGGUGGUACUCGCGGUAUUAUGGGCGAGCUGGCACGAACGCUCGUCUCCCUCUCCGGGCCCGAGAGUGUCCAUGGCAUCAUUCCGCGACCGCUCAUCCGCAUCGACCCCAAGUACGAGCAGAACGCCAAACAAGCAGACUUGAAUUCCAACUCCGGCUCCAAGGACGCUGAGAGAGGUAUGUCCGCGGAUGAGCUGCAAAAGAUAGACUCAGGCGAGAAGGCCAGCUUGCCGCAGAAGAGUGAAUAUGGUCUUACGACUGUGGUAUCGGACAUGCAUACGCGGAAAAAGGCGAUGGCGCAGAUGGUGAUUGAAGGCGGGCCUGGCAGCGGGUUCGUGGCAUUGGCGGGUGGGUAUGGGACGAUUGAGGAAGUGAUGGAGAUGGUUACUUGGAACCAAUUGGGCAUUCAUAAGAUGCCGAUUGUGUUGGUGAAUAUUGAUGGGUACUGGGAUGGGCUAUUGCAAUGGGUCCGAAAUUCUGUGAAGGAGGGCUAUGUCGGAGAAUCAAAUGCUGGAAUUCUUGUGGAAGUUAAGAGCACUGAUGAGGUGUUGGAUGCGCUAAAGGAAUACAGGGUUGCUCAGGGUCGAUACAAUUUGGAUUGGAGUCAGGGGUAG